This is a messenger RNA of Paramormyrops kingsleyae, 3504 nucleotides long. RefSeq names its product glycogen synthase kinase-3 beta-like. NCBI's taxonomy places the organism in Eukaryota, Metazoa, Chordata, Actinopteri, Osteoglossiformes, Mormyridae. Gene Ontology annotation, cellular component: beta-catenin destruction complex; nucleus; axon. The record is from RefSeq and is a predicted model, not a curated record. Gene Ontology annotation, molecular function: tau-protein kinase activity; ATP binding; beta-catenin binding. Gene Ontology annotation, biological process: peptidyl-threonine phosphorylation; negative regulation of canonical Wnt signaling pathway; negative regulation of TOR signaling.
UUAUGUUUAUUACUGACACGAGUAAGUCACUGUUGUAUAUUGUUUCUGUCUUGAUACACCUGGUGGCAUACGAGGAGUACAAUGCAACCACCGAAAUACUAACUAAAAUCAUUUGCAUGGAAUACCGGACAGUUUCAAGAUCUGAAGUAGUAAUAUCGCCGCCCGACGCUAGGGCGCAGCAGCAGUAUAGACAACCCAUUGGCGAAACUGCUGCAUUCCCAGUGUCCUCUGUGUCCGGGUCACGUCUGCCUUGCAUUUGCUCGCCAAGCCCAUGGCCAAGCCGCUCUCAUCCCCCCGCGGACUUUUCCGUGACACCGCAAGCAGACUUCGGCACUCUUCGGCGGAAAGCCACCGCCCCAUUGGCUUACAGUUGCUCCUCCCACCUUCCAGGGACGCGCGUUCCAUUGGCUAUGGAGCUGCUCUCGUCCCGGCUGCAUGUUCCCGUUCGCGUUACCCAUUCUCGUAGCAGCGGGUAGCUGUAGCCUUGUACCCGCAUGCAACAGCCAGUGCGACAUUUUUGCGCAAGUAGCGUAGAUGACGUAUUGGGUUCGGCGUGACAAAGGGAGCGAGCGCCGACUGACGGGGCAGGAGCGCAAAAGAAGGAAAGGAGAAUUGGGAAAGCGCGCGGCCUGGCUGGAGGCGUCGGGGCUUCGUGGAUAGCGCUCCAUCUGAGCACGGAACGCUCGGGGAUUUGAGUUGUGGCCGCGGAAGCGAUCCGCCAUGGUCGGCAUCGGAUGUCGAAGUGUCCGUCUGGCCGGGCGCUUUCCAUAACCCCCGUCGUCGGUCUAAGGGACAGGCGCUUCCUCCCUCCGGCCCGGUCUGUCAUCUUACAGCCGGAUUAGGGGAAAAAAAACCAACUAAGUGGCCAUUUUAGGGGAAGCGGCGGGUCGAGGGUGGUCCUUGCCAGGCCUGUGCGCUUUGAGCCGCUCCCUGCCGGAUGUGUGAAGGAUGAUCUGAUCCUUUGGGAGAAUAGCCCGCUGACCGUGAAUCCCUCCACCCGAAAGGACCGGCGAACCGUCGAUUGAAGCAAAACCAACUGCGGAUACACGAGGCGUGCAGAGAACUAGUGCUACCCCGGGGAGAGGAAGAUGUCAGGCCGGCCUCGAACCACCUCCUUUGCGGAGAGCUGCAAGCCUGUGCCGCAGCCGUCCUCUUUCGGCAGCAUGAAAGUCAGCAGAGACAAAGAUGGCAGCAAAGUGACCACGGUGGUGGCUACACAGGGCCAAGGUCCCGAUCGGCCCCAGGAGGUGAGCUACACGGACACCAAGGUGAUCGGUAACGGCUCCUUCGGCGUGGUGUACCAGGCCAAGCUGUGCGACACCGGUGAGCUGGUGGCCAUCAAGAAGGUGCUGCAGGACAAGCGCUUCAAGAACCGUGAGCUUCAGAUCAUGCGGAAACUGGACCACUGCAAUAUAGUGCGACUUCGCUACUUCUUCUACUCCAGUGGAGAUAAGAAGGAUGAGGUCUACCUUAACCUGGUACUGGACUACGUUCCUGAGACUGUGUACCGAGUAGCCAGACACUACAGCCGAGCCAAGCAAACGCUGCCCAUCAUCUUCGUGAAGCUCUACGUGUACCAGCUGUUCCGGAGCCUGGCUUACAUUCACUCCUUUGGGAUCUGCCACCGGGACAUCAAGCCCCAGAACCUUCUGCUGGACCCCGACACGGCCGUGCUCAAGCUCUGUGACUUCGGAAGUGCGAAGCAGCUGGUCCGCGGGGAGCCCAACGUGUCCUACAUCUGCUCUCGGUAUUACCGCGCCCCUGAGCUCAUCUUCGGUGCUACGGAUUACACCUCCAGCAUAGACGUGUGGUCAGCUGGCUGCGUACUUGCUGAGCUGUUGCUAGGGCAACCGAUCUUUCCCGGGGACAGCGGAGUGGAUCAGCUGGUGGAGAUCAUCAAGGUUCUAGGUACUCCCACGAGGGAACAGAUCCGAGAGAUGAACCCCAACUACACGGAGUUCAAGUUCCCGCAGAUUAAGGCGCACCCGUGGACUAAGGUGAGUGAAAAGGUGUUCCGGCCGCGCACGCCCCCCGAGGCCAUCGCACUGUGCUCACGCCUGCUGGAGUACACGCCCACCGCCCGGCUGUCCCCGCUCGAGGCCUGCGCGCACUCCUUCUUCGAUGAGCUGCGCGACCCCAGCGUGAAGCUGCCCAACGGCCGCGAGAAGCCCCCCCUUUUCAACUUCACCACUCAAGAGCUGUCCAGUGACCCUGCCCUGGCCUCCAUCCUCAUCCCAGCCCAUAUCCGCAACCAGGCUGCAGCUUCCACUGCUACCAGCGCCUCUGGUCCAGAUGCCAAUGGCGGAGAUCACUCCCAAACAUCUACCCUGGCCUCCGCCUCCGACUCUGCUUCCAAUUCUACUUGAACCCUCAGACUGGGGCCCAGCCCCCCCCCCGCCCCCCCAUGGACUGCUUGAUCACACCCACAUUUUGAGGGCAGGACCAUGAACGAAAGGAAGAAAACUGCAGAUGAGAAGUGUGCAGACAGCUUUCUGACAUGUGGGCUGAUCUCCUCCGGAACUCUCUGCAUUGUUUUUUUUUUUGAGUCUAAAUGUGAACAGCCUACAUUUUUUUUCUUCCAUUGACAAUCUUCCCUGGUUUCUCCUCUCGUCCCUGUUGUGUGAGCUCUGGGCCUCCUCUGCUCCUGUAACCCAUGCCUUUGUUUUUGUUUUUGGGUCUGGGGGGUUGACCAUAUGUACAGUUUUUAAAGGCCCGAGAGAGUGUCAUGAUCCUAGGAGCGAAUUUGGUGCAUUUUAAAGCUUUUAUGGGUUGUGUGGUGUGCUUUUUUAAAUUUUGGGGUCCUUUCUCCAUCCCCUUGUUAUACUUUCCAUGAUGCAGCUGUGUAUACAUGCAUGUUAUACGUGUGCAUGUACACACGUACUCUGCAUUAUGCAAACUAUAUGCACAGGUAUAUGCGGUGCAGAUUGAAAGGCCGGCACAGAGGAGGAACUUGUGUCCUGCCUAAAUAGACGACGUUCUCGUGCCUGGAUGCUGUACGGGGUGGAGUUCGCCCCCCCCUCCCCCCCAACAGGAACUGAAGGGCGCUAUUGCUGCUGCAUGCAGUCAGUGAUCUGAGUGCGGGUAUAUCAUGUGACCGCUUACCCCUCAGCUAUGUGAGAGCUCCCCCUGCAGGCCCAUCUGCCUCAUAUCACGCUGUGGCGGUAAACGGUACGCGAGCUUCCAGCAGAUGUCCUAGAUGACAGACUGAAAGUAGAAACUCUGACCAGCAGGAAAGCUGGCAGAGCUUGUCCAGUCCCCCGUCAUCCGCAUGUAUACUCUGGUUUCCCCGCCGCUGGCUUACACUGUUAGACUCUGCUUCCCGAUCCGAUGAAGAUGUGAUUCAGGUUCAAACAAGAGACCCAUUUCAAUGUUUGUGCUGUUUCAGCGUUCCUCCUUUUCUGCCCGUCUUCAGUAAAACGUCUUACUUAAAUGUUGUGGGGGUGCGGAGGGAGAGAAAACGUAUGUAUGUACUGUAUGUGUAUAUAUAGUUACUUCCCCAGCAGA